CUCGACCAGUCUUGGUCUUGGUCUCGCCUUAGUGUGUCUUGGUCUUGGACUUGGUCUUGGUAACCUCAAGUCUCGGCAAUGUCUUGGUCUCGGUUUAGGCGGUCUUGACUACAACACUAGUAAACAAGCAUUUGAACUUUACCUCUUGUAGUAAACUAGAGCCAAAUUGGUGGCUUAUUCCGUGAUAUCACCGGAUUAUCUUCAAAUUUAGUAUGCUUAAACGGAGCUACAAACUCCUUUUGAGGUAUGUGGAUACCCUACAGGUGGCUAGAUUCAGGUAGCAUGUUGUAUGUCAAUUAUUACCGACAAGUUCCUUAUUCAUUUGUGUUCUCCGGAACAGAUGCUUCUCUGUCUUUCAUUGCUGAUUGUUCCUCCUUUAGUCUUCUUUUUACGUGCACUGUCACUUUCUGUGCCACAUCAAAGACAAACUCACAAGUGUCACACAGGAUUCUGUCAUGCUUGCAUAUUAUUGAUCGCACACAUCCAGAGAUGGGUGUGGUGAAGCCGUCUGAAAUCUUUGCACACAGUUCUGUUGCCGGGCAAAAUUUUGCAGGGCACCAAGGCCACUAUGGCCUCUGAACAUGGAUUUUCAAAGGGGCAUCAAAGCCAGAAAGAGGGGCAAUGGCGUCCAUGGCCGUCGGUGAAAUUCCUGCCCUGUCACCUGUGAUCUAUUAGGUUGUUUACGGUACAGGUUUAUAUUUGACACUAUGUCAAAUAUAAUUCCAACCUUUGGCAGAAAUCAAAAUAUGAAAUGCAGAAAUCCGUGAACAAUAACUUCCGUGACUGAGUGACGACUCUGCUGAGUCUCAGUUCCUGUUGUGCGGUGUGACAGUGACAGACAGAAGUGGCCAGGAUCUACAAAAGUGCCCGGUCCAGACAGCCCAGGAACCUGUAAACAAAGACCAGGUUCUGGAACUUCGGUGUGAAAGCGCCUAAUGAGGUAAGUAAUAAAACCAACGGGUGCAAACAAUUCAAAGAAGGAGGUAAUUCCAAACUGAGAACAGCUAUGGGCCGCUGGGCUCUGGUCUGUGACAAAUGCAGCCCUCCAGAGCAUGUAGAUGGAAAAGUGCUUUAAAGUCCUCAAUUCAAUGGCUACAUGCUUUUUUUUUUAACUUAAGCACACAGUAGAAUAUGGCCCACAGUUGUAAGUCUAAAUGAUCAGUGCACAUCUCUACUAGUGGUUUAAAAACUGACUGGUAGCUUGUAAACUGAAUUUUGAAUAUAACAUUACUUCUGCUUUUGAUUACAGAGUCGGACUGCAAUACAUGGGAACUGGUUCUUUACAACCCUAAUUGUCUAAGCGAUGGCUCACUCUUCCAAUGAGGAGACCCAGACCUCGCUCCCCGACCUCUUGGAGGAGUACCUGGAGGAGCUCGAUGAUGAAGAGCUAAAGAAGUUUAAAUGGAAACUGAGUCGCACAAAGUAUAAAGAGUUAAAGCCCCUUCCCUGGGGUCAGGUGAAGGGCUUUGAUAUAAUUGACCUCGCCAACAAGAUGAUAGAUUACUACGGUGAAGCUGAUGCUCUCAACGUCAUGAUUAUAAUCCUGAAGAAUACGAACCUGAAUGAACUUGCUCAGAGGCUGAAUGAAGACCUGCAAAAGGGUAAUCAUAUAUUUAAUUAACCUUUCUUGUUUUUU
Molecule: messenger RNA, 1636 nt
Organism: Paramormyrops kingsleyae
Lineage: Eukaryota; Metazoa; Chordata; Actinopteri; Osteoglossiformes; Mormyridae
Source: RefSeq, a predicted model, not a curated record